Molecule: messenger RNA, 2622 nt
Organism: Diachasma alloeum
Lineage: Eukaryota; Metazoa; Arthropoda; Insecta; Hymenoptera; Braconidae
Product: protein Wnt-4
Exons: 7
Coding region: 584-1735 (383 amino acids)
Biological process (GO): multicellular organism development; cell fate commitment; canonical Wnt signaling pathway
Cellular component (GO): extracellular region
Molecular function (GO): cytokine activity; frizzled binding
Source: RefSeq, a predicted model, not a curated record
UCGCCGCCCCCUGAUUGGUGCUAUUUGGCUCCGCCUUUUCCACCAAAGUAGAGAAGGCCUCGAUGCCCUUUUCCUCGUGUCAAACCGCCACAGUACGUACGCGAACGUCGCAGUGGAAUGGUCAUUCCAUCUGCACAAUCUCCUUCACCUCGAAUUCAUUAAAAAAAACUCCACCAAAAGUCAGACGUGACAAAACAACGCGAAAAUCAAAACAAUAAUUGCUCCAAAAAUCUGUUGAAAAAUAAAACCACCUCCAGUCUCAACAAAACAAGUUAAUCAAAAAAUUGUUCAAGUUCCAAGUGUUUAAAAAUCAAUCCAUAAAAAAUGUAAACAGUGACAACAACAAAGUGUUUUAAAUCCCUCCAGGAGUACAUAAUUAAAAUACCUAAACAAAUAAAAAUAAAAAAGCCCCACUGGAUGUCGUGUGUGUAAAAGAUGCAUAGUUGAACCCCUCGUACGUCAUCGGUAAUUCUGCAUACGGGGGUGACGAAUUUCUCCCACAAGGUGUUUCUCUCCCACCGGCGUCAAGUGUUACCAGUUUAAUAAACCUUACGACAAAACAACAAAAGCUAAACAAAUAAUCAUGCAGUCAGUGACACCGAAACUCCUCGCUCUAAUGAUCCUCGUGAUUGCGAGAUACUACGGCGCAGAAGCUAAUUGGUGGUAUUUGGGCCUUGAGCCUGGAAUAGCUGGGUCUGAGGGCGUACCAGGCGGUCCCGACGGUGCGCCAAAGAUUGGCGCGGGUGUCAUUGGUCCAGCGAGCGCCGAAAGGAACUGCAAGAGCUCACACUUGACUGUCAAACAGCAGGGGAUAUGUUCACGCUCGCCUCCGAUUCUUCAGGCAAUAAGUGCAGGGGCUAGGCUUGCGAUAGAGGAGUGCCAGCACCAGUUCCGCUCAGCCAGAUGGAACUGUUCAAUUUCACCGGAAAAUCCCGAGAAUAUAUUUGGCGGUGUUAUGCUAGUCAACAGUCGUGAAGCUGCUUUUGUGUACGCAAUAUCGGCAGCUGCUGUCGCUUACAGCGUAACCAGAGCGUGCUCCAGGGGCGAACUCACCGACUGCUCUUGUGACAAUCGAGUGAGGACGCGUCAUCCAAAUAAUUGGCAGUGGGGUGGCUGUAGUGAGGAUAUACAUUUCGGUGAGAAACUCUCGAGGGAAUGGUCGGACGGUGCAGAGGAGCCGGUGAAGGAUGGAGUGGUGCAGGGACCCAAGACCCUUGCGGGACAACUCAUGAGGAAACAUGACAGUGAGGCUGGAAGGCGAGCUGUGCGCUCGAGGAUGCAGCGUGUUUGCAAGUGUCAUGGGAUGAGUGGCUCGUGCAGUGUGAGAGUAUGCUGGCGAAAACUCCCGGUGUUCAGAAUGGCAGGCACAGCCCUGGCAGCCCUUCACGAGGGCGCCGCAAUGGUACGUGUGGCACAGAAAGGCGGAAGACGACAACCCAGACUGAGGCCGGCUCGCGCUGAUCUCAAACGACCAAAUAAAACCGAUCUGGUAUAUCUCGAAGAUAGUCCUGAUUACUGCGAGCGAAAUCUCACUUUAGGAAUACCAGGAACAAGGGGUCGAAUAUGUAACCGAACCUCAAUGGGUCUGGACGGCUGUCGACUUCUCUGCUGUGGUCGUGGUUACCAAACUCGAGUGCGCGACGUCACGGAAAAGUGUAAAUGCAGAUUUGUAUGGUGCUGUAGGGUGCAGUGCGAAUUAUGUCGGCACACGCGUGAGGAGCAUGUCUGCAAUUGAGCAUUCCCUCUUCCUUCCCAAAAACACGAGAGGAAUUCAACUUAACUUAAUCUAGAGAUUAAUCUUUCUCUUAAAUCCGACUGCAAGAUGAAAUACAGAAAAGAAUAAAAGAAAAUACGAAAAAAAAAGAGAGAAACGAAAGAGUGAGAGAGGCAAAAUGUUGCAUCGCUGUGUAUGAAAGAUAUUUAAUUAAUUUCUAAUUACCUAGAUGGGAAAAUUACGCUGAUUAAAUACGUAAUUAUGGGCGUGAUUUUAAUGUGUCAAUGGUUGUCCUGUUUUUUAAUUUAUCUGUGGAGCCUCGGAGUUUGCUAAGUGAAAAAGAUAAUAUCAAUUCUGCCAAUGAAUGUACAUAAACUCCUUUUUUAUUACUUUAUAUUAUUAUAAAAAAUACUAAACGUGUAUAUAUUUAUAGAGGGAUUUUAUUCUGAGUUGAAACGUGAAUUGAAUCCCCCAAAUAGCCCUGCGUCCAAAUGAAUUAAUUAAGUAAAAAAAUGUGUCUAAUAGGAAGUGUUCUAUGUGGUGACUAUUCUCUCCUUUAUGACGAUAGUUAGACAAUAGAUGGACGUUAAUGAUAGAUAGACAGUAGUAUUAAGAAAUUUAGUAUAGAGUUUAAUUAUUAUUAAAUGAAAAAAUACGACGAUAUACAAAGCGCAGUAUUGACAAAUUGUAAUUUAUUUUCCUCACGAUAAUAUAUAUAUUAUAAAUAUUAUAUAUAGCUUUAGCUUUUUCUAAUGUGUCAAAUACUUUCUUAGGUGGUACUACCAGUAAUUUGAUCGACAUAGCCCUAGGCUGAAACCUGUAUUUUUAGGCUUAAUAUAUUUGUAUAUGUAUGGCCACGUAUAUAUUAAGUGUAUUUAUAAAAACAUAAAUGAAACACCAUUUGUCCA